AUGUUGGAAAAUUAUGUUGAUAUGGGAAAACUGAUAAUAGUAGGGGAUUUUAAUCUAGAUGUUAGCAGUGAUAAAGACCGUUAUGCUCAUAAAUUAGUAGAGGAAUGUGCGUUGUUUGGACUAAAUCAGUUGGUUAAAGUGCCAACGAGAUCAACUUUAACAUCGGAUACUAUAAUUGAUCUCGUGUUCUCAAAUUUUUAUCCGUCAAUUGAAGUACUAACCACACCAAGAGUAUCUGAUCACAAUAUUAUUGUUAUAAAUACUCAUGUUAUUGUUGAACAAGAAAAUAUUAUUGAAAAAUUUAAUAUGAGCGUUACAUAUGCUCUUGAUGUGGUGGCGCCAAAAGUAACGAAAAUUCUUAAACCGAAAAUAAAAGAUAAAAAAUGGAUCACAAAGGAUUUAAUAGAAAAAAUGAAGGAAAGAGAUCGUUUAUUUUUUCUAUCGAAAAACUCUGGUAUUAAGAAAGAUAUUGAUGAAUAUAAAAGACUAAGAAAUUAUAUUGUUGAUGAACUAAGAAAACGUAAAAGACAUUACAAUGAUGAUAAAAUAGAUGCAAAUAAAAGUAAUGGUAAAAUUCUUUGGAAACAGUUAAAAGAUCUGAUAGGAAAUGAAAGGGCUCAAACUUCUAUAGAUGGUAUUGAAAUUGAUGGUCGAAUUGUAAAUGAUAAUUUAGUGAUCUCCAAUGAAUUCAACCAUUACUUUGUUGAUAGCAUUGAAAAAAUUCUUAAUAGUAUAGAUUGUAUUUCACUUCAUUAUGAGAAUAAUGAUAAUAGUGAUAAUCAGAAGUGGGAUAAAUUUGAUAGUUUGGAUGAAAAUGAUGUAGAUAAGAUUGUAAAGAGCUUGGAUGAUAAAAAAGGAUACAAUAAUGAUGUCAAUUCAGUAAUUAUGAAAUAUUUAUGGAAUGUCGAUAGGAAUAUUUUGUUAAAUAUAUUGAAUGGAUCGCUAAAGUCUGGUGUUGUUCCAGGAAAUUUAAAAGUUUCUGUUAUAGUGCCGAUACAAAAAAUUAAAGAUAGCAUAAAAAUAUCAGAUUUUAGACCAAUUAAUACCCUGCCGGUUAUUGAACAGGUCUUAGAAAGCAUUGUGAAAUCUCAGCUAGACAAAUUCAUUGAUAAAAAUAAAAUACUUAACGUGGAACAAUCUGGUUUCAGAAAAGGGCAUUCAUGUGAAACAGCCAUGCAGUGCUCUUUGAUCGACUGGAGAAAAAAUAUUGAUGAUGGAAUCUAUAUGUUUGGACACACUGACUGUAUGGCUUAA
Messenger RNA from Microplitis mediator, 1254 nucleotides. RefSeq lists its product as uncharacterized. The transcript has 3 exons. Bases 1 to 1254 code for a protein of 417 amino acids. The record is from RefSeq and is a predicted model, not a curated record. Lineage: Eukaryota; Metazoa; Arthropoda; Insecta; Hymenoptera; Braconidae.